AUGAUUACUACUGAAAUAAAUUCAAAAGACCCUAUUGCUAAUAUGAGCUUGAAUGAAAAUUAAGUAGAGGACAGGGAAAAUAAGAGUCCAAAUGAGUUCAUAGUUGUAGAGGUUGAGAAAUAAUAGGAAUAAUCCGCAUUGUAAGAGAUCUAUGAAGAAUAAUUAGACAAGCAAUAAUUGAAGCUCAAGGAAAUGGAGAGAUUGGAAAGAAUCAAAAAAAUACCAAUCACUUUGAAAAGAUAGCUCUCUACAAUUAAUGAAUUGUCAGACCAAUCUAUCAAUAAUAGUUAUUCUCCUCAAAUUGAUGUUGAACAUCAUCAACCUAAAAUACUCAAUAAAGAUAUUUUAUUUCAAAUCCUGGAAGAAAAAAAUAAACAAGCAGAGCAAAUCUAGGUAGAUAAGCAAAAAUAACAAAAGAAGAAAUUGAAGAAGAAAAAGAAGAAAAAGCAAUUAUCUCGACAAUAAACCUAAACAUCCUUGCCUAUUCCAGAGAUUAAAUACCAAUAAAAUAUCAACUUCAAAUAUUAUUACGGAGAUAAGAGAAUAGAUUGUAGUUGGAAAUUAUUGUUUAGUUAUUUUACAAUCAUAAUAUUAAGUAAUAUCACCCUUUAAACUAUUGAGAUAAUCAGGUAUUCUGAAAGUGUGUGUAAACUAAAAGGAAUGGAGAAUGUAUUUAUUUAUGCGAAUUAAUUAUUCUAUAUCUUGGGGAAGAUUGGAUUGUUAAGUUUAAACUAUCAAGAAUUUACAAAUACCUUACCUAAUAAAUCCAAAAUUCCCUUAUUCAAUUCAGUUGUCUUUAGCUCAGUCUUUGUUGUGUUAUCAAUGCCAUUAUACGUUUUUGAUUUUGUCUCAUGUUAACCACGGAGUAAAUUGAUAACCCUAUAAGAGAGUCUUCAAAUAUUGAACUUUUUUGAUUGGGGAAUGAUAGCAGUUUUGGCAAUCAUAAUUAUUAUGCAUUCCUGUCUGAAGAUUUCACUUAAAAAGAAAACCUGGAAGAAAUUGAAAAAAUUUCUCAAAGUGAUCUAUUAUCUAUUAUUACUCCUUGUACAUCUUCUAUAAGUUUUAGUCACUGCGACUUAAAACUUUAAACCCUUUAUGCCUGCCAUGAUAAUGGAAAACUUUUAUCUUUGUUUUUCCCUCUUGGCAAUGAUCUAUUUAUCAAUUAGAAAGUUCUGUUUUCAUCAAGAACCCUUUCAAUUCACACAUCAAAAACUGUCUAAUGAACCUGUGAUAUUAAUUUCAGAUGAGAAAUUGAAUAAUUGGGGAUAAGAAGAGAAAUUCUCAGAUAACGACUCCGUUAAAUAGAGUAAGAGAGCAAAACUAAGUCCAUCCACAAGUUAAUUCAAUAGUCAAUAAAUUCCAAACACUAAUUUUCUGCCUUAAAAAGACUGA
This is a messenger RNA of Paramecium tetraurelia, 1392 nucleotides long. RefSeq lists its product as uncharacterized. The record is from RefSeq and is a predicted model, not a curated record. The transcript has 5 exons. NCBI's taxonomy places the organism in Eukaryota, Ciliophora, Oligohymenophorea, Peniculida, Parameciidae.